Molecule: messenger RNA, 3812 nt
Organism: Dromiciops gliroides (monito del monte)
Lineage: Eukaryota; Metazoa; Chordata; Mammalia; Microbiotheria; Microbiotheriidae
Gene: RELT
Product: RELT TNF receptor
Exons: 12
Coding region: 184-1536 (450 amino acids)
Biological process (GO): apoptotic process
Molecular function (GO): protein binding
Source: RefSeq, a predicted model, not a curated record
UUCAUUCAAAAGGAGUACGCUGAGCUGUCGGCUGGGCCCCGGGCGCCGAGUGGAGUAGGGGUGGGGGGGAGGGGUCUGGUCGGCAGAUGCGCCCUGGCUCGGAAGACGGGAGGAGGGAGCCGGAGCCUUGCUCCGCAGCCCGGGCGGCCAGGUCAGCCGGCCCAGCCCCAGGGCAUCCUGAGGAUGAAGUGGCAGAGACUGUGCUGGUCCCUCACCUGCUUCCUCACUCUACUCAGUGGGCAUCAGUCGUCCUCCCUGUCCUGCCAGGACUCCGAGUACCAGACGGAGGCAGGCGAUUGUGCUGUGUGCCCCGAGUGCCCACCAGGAGAGGAGCCCAAUCAGGAAUGUGGUUCUGGACUGGGACUGGGUACUGUGUGCCGUGCCUGCAGGCCGGGCACUUUUUCAACCAGCCUGGGACGAAGCCCCUGCCUGCCUCACACUGGCUGUGCCCGGCUGAGGAGGGUCGAGGCCCAGGUGGGGACCACGACCACCGAUACUCAGUGCGGUGGCUGCAUUUCAGGGUUUUAUGACCUCAGAAGGCGCCCAGACACCGAGUGCAGGCCUUGUUCUUGGGCACCUAUGGGCACACGUGGCUGUGGAGAGCCAGGCCUAGGACGCCGGCAGCGUCGCAAUGUGGAGGCUGGGGUGGGGCCUGAGGUCCGGCCCUCAGAGAACGGCACCCAGGCUGAGGUGCCCGAGGAAGCUGCAGCCCAGUAUGCUGUCAUCGCCAUCGUCCCCGUCUUCUGCCUGAUGGGUCUGCUAGGGAUUCUGCUCUGCAAUCUUCUCAAGAAGAAAGGCUAUCACUGCACAGCCCAUAAGGACAGUGGUGAAGAGUCCGGACUGGAGGGCAAGAAUGGGACCAACCCUGCCUACCGAAUGGAUGACCCCAAUGAGGACACCAUCGGGGUUUUAGUCCGGCUGAUCACAGAGAAGAAAGAGAAUGCGGCCGCCCUGGAGGAGCUGCUGAAAGAAUACCACAGCAAACAACUUGUGCAGACCAGUUACAAACCUUUGCCCAAGCUGAUACAAGGCCCCCCGGCCAUCCCCCACAUGUGCCAGCACCAGCACCACCUGCACACAGUGCAGGGCAUGGCUUCCCGCUCUGGGUCCUCCUGCUCCCGCUGCAGCCAGAGGAAGUGGCCAGAGGUCCUACUGUCCCCUGAAGCUGCUGCCGCCUGCACGCCCACUCCCAGCACGUUGCCUCCCCGAAGUGGCAGCAGCAGUAAGCCUGCCCUCAAGGGGAGCCGCCAAGGGGAGAUCACCAUCCUCUCUGUGGGCAGGUUCCGUGUGGCCCGAAUCCCCGAGCAACGGCCCAGCCCGCCACCCCCAGAGGUGAAAACCAUCUCAGAGACCAGUGAGGAGGGGGAGGCAGCUGAAACUCCUCCACCUGGGCUCUCCCCUGAGAACAGGGCCCUUCUAGGCAGUGGUGGGGGGCGACCCAAGUGGCUGAAAACCCCAGCAUCCGGGGCAACAGAAAGCAAAUCAGAGGAAAAUCGAUACGUGGUCAGGCUGAGUGAAUCCAACUUGGUCAUCUGAAGGUGCCCUUAUGAUCCGCUCAGGCCCAGGGCCCUGAGAGACGUUGGAGCCUGGGAGUUGGCAGCAACCUGAGGUCCCGGGGGGAUGUCCCCCAGGCCCCUGCACCCUGGGCAGCCCCAGUGAGCUCUGGGAAGUGGGCAGUGGCAGGGGAGAGAGCUCACUUCAUUCUGAGCUACCAAAGGCAGCUUAUUUUAAAGGAAAAGAUGAUCUUGUCCAGGGAAGAGAGGGAGGGAGAUGCCCAUAUUUGAUGAGGAGUGGGCUGCCCUAUCUCCUUACCCUGUUCCCCCCCCCCCAGCAUCUUCUUCAUGCUAGCAGCAAGCCCCUUCCCCCACCCUGGUCAUUUGGUCUUGCUCUUGCUCUGGACAGGACACCCAGCCCAGCUUCCUGGGUCCUCAAAGCUGGCAUCAUCCACACCCAAAUGGGGAUAUCUUCCCCAAUGCUUCACAGAUGGGACAUCUAGCCCCAAGAAAGGGUCCCUUCCCUGGUGACCCAUAGGUAGGACACAUCUAUUUAUCCAUCCAUCCUCAUGCAGGGGUUUCCAGGAAAAGUGAAAGGCUCAGCCUCUUCUUUAUCUCCCCUACUCUUCAUCCUAUCCCUCCUGGGCAGGGGAAGUGGCAGUCAGGAAAUACAGGGGGAAGAAUGAAUGCUGCGGGUCCACUGUCACAGAAUCUUAGCACUAGGGUCAGUGGGGAAGUGAGACGACAGGCCCAGAGAGAAGAAACCUUCCAAAGGGCACAGUGAAGUUGGCAGAGCAAGGACCAGAACUUGGGUCUCCUGACUCCCAAAGGCCCUUACAGUCAGUAGGAAGGAGGGCCCUACCCACCACACCUCCUCUUCCCUCCUCUGCUUCCCCACUCCCCAGCACCUGGUCUUAAUCUUCAAGAUAGGGCUUGUCCAUGGGAAGAGAUUCUGGUGGGGGUGAGGUGAGAGAUCUGAGGGGAAGGGGCUUCAUACUUGGGCUCAGCUCCCAAACUCUGCUGCCCCUUUAUCUCUCUGGGCUCAAGUUCCUCCCCUGUAAGAUGGGAGAAGACCAAUUCUUCCCAUUCUAAGUCUCUGAUCCCAUGACUAUCCCUGGCCAUGGUGCUUCAGGUAAAAGUCUAAUUUAGUCCCUGAGGCUGCUGGGAAGACGGGGAGGCAGCCACGGAGCCAGGAGGAAACCUCAGGAGACUUGGGUUCUGGGUCCAGCUUUGCCUUCCCUUAACUUGUGUGGGCCUGUUUAGUCCUGUAAAAUGAAGGGCUGGACUCGGUGGUCUUUACAAAGGUCCUCCUCCAGCUUUGACACUCUGAACCUAACUUGAUGUAUGUCCUUGUCGGACCUUACCUCUGAGCUUCUGUUUACCAACCCCUGCCCUGCUCACUGAGUCAUAAUCUCCCACCCAUAUCUGGAAAGGAAAAAGUGUGACUUGGGGUGAUGCCUGAGAGAUUUCCCUGCAUUUCCCUGGGAAGAGGACCCCGCCAUUGUUCCCAGUGGGACUCAUAAUGCUCCCCCUCCCCAGUGGAGCAGGCAGAAGCUUGCUUCUCUCUGCUUGGGGGCAGGGGCAAUUUGGGGUAUAUAUGGUAUAUCUCAUCUCCCUCCCCUUCCCCCACCCAAGCUGAAUCAAUAGCUUCAUUAGACUCUCCUAGCUAGCUGCGCUUCCCCCGACCCUCCCCCCCCCCCACCAAGCCAAGCCAGGAUCUUGCUUCUGCACGAGGAAGGGGGGUGCCUUAAUGCAUGUCAAGCAGCCCCCUGCACCCCACCCCCCAGGGGUGAAUGGCUGUUUUUAAAUUAAAAACCAAACUUGUUCUGUGUUGUCAACUGUUUGGGGACCUCUGUUCCACCAUGUCCCAUUUUCUCCUCCCUCCCCCCCCCCCCAAAUAAAGUGCUUUAGAAUCCCCAUGGCUCCAAGCCCUGGCCAGUACAGUGGCAAGGGAAGAUGUGGGCUCUAGGUGCUGACCACCCCAGUUCUGACACCCCUGGCUACGCCCUGUCGACUUUCCCUGGGCCCCCGACUUGAUUCCCCCUCCUCACUAUCUGUCCAGUUUGCUCUGUUGUGUUCUCUAUGUUUGCUCCCAGGAGAGAAGUAUGGGUGAUUCAGGCAGUAUCUGGCGCCCAUCCAUCCCGUCUAUUUAUGUGGGUGCUAUGCAGGUCAUAGUCCCUGCUGUCAUCUCCCCUCCCCUGGUGGGGGUUGGGCCCUGAAGUUUGGUAACUCUUAUUUAUUGAAUUUGAGUCUUUUCUCUGUCUCCUGUCUACCCCUCUUAAGCAUCAUCAUGCUGUUUCUUUGGAUAAUAAAAAUAUU